AUGUGCCUAGCAUUCUCCUUAACCUUGACAGGAGAGGCUCGAAAGUGGUUCUGGCAACUGAAGCCGCAAUCGAUCAUCUCUUUCACACAGCUCAGCAAAGCGUUUAUCACCAACUUCAUCAGAGGAAAGGAGAGGCUCAAGCCAGCUUCUCAUCUCCUCAAUAUUGUUCAGAAAGAAGAUGAGUUGCUAAAAGAUUACAUUAAACAUUUCAACCUGGAAAUAAUGCAAGUACAAGGACAUUCGGAAGAGAUCACUCUAACUGCCAUGAUGAGAGGUCUAAGGGAAGGAAGAUUCCUCUUUUCGCUCAACAAAAACCCCCCAAUGACAAUGAUCGAUCUCCUAAAUCGGGCACAGAAAUACUCCAACGCCAAAGAACUUUUUGUCUUACGAAAGGCCACUCGGAAGAAAGGAAGCUCAGCCAGAGAGAGGCGACCUAAGGAGGAGCCGACCUCAAUCGAUGACAAGAGAAGGAAAGACCACAAGUUGAUCAAAAGUCAGCGCACUAUUAGGCGACCUGAGAACAGGUUCAAUUCGUACACCCCAUCAAUAUGA
Messenger RNA from Magnolia sinica, 552 nucleotides. RefSeq lists its product as uncharacterized. The transcript has a single exon. Bases 1 to 552 code for a protein of 183 amino acids. NCBI's taxonomy places the organism in Eukaryota, Viridiplantae, Streptophyta, Magnoliopsida, Magnoliales, Magnoliaceae. The record is from RefSeq and is a predicted model, not a curated record.